Ilex paraguariensis (yerba mate) is the source of this 1026-nucleotide messenger RNA. The record is from the annotation of a GenBank genome assembly. Lineage: Eukaryota; Viridiplantae; Streptophyta; Magnoliopsida; Aquifoliales; Aquifoliaceae.
AUGUGGGACACCAUUGAGUCCGACAUCUCCAAGUCCGGUUCAUCUACCUAUCUCACCCCUUUACAACAGUUCAUCUUCAGUUUCCUCACUCGCUGCCUCGUCGGAGCUGACCCAUCAAGCUCGCCGGAAAUUGCAGAGUCCGGCUACGCCAUGCUCAACCGGUGGCUCGCUCUUCAGCUGCUUCCCACUGUCAAAGUCGGCCUUCUUCAACCUCUAGAAGAAAUUUUCCUCCACUCUUUCGCUUUCCCUUUUUUACUUGUCCAAUUUGAUUACAAUAAGCUGGUCAAAUUCGUGGAAAAAGAAGGGAAAGAAGUGAUAGAGAGAGGUGAGUCGGAGUUCAAACUCAGUUCACAAGAUGCCAUUCACAACCUCAUGUUUAUACUUGGUUUCAAUGCGUUUGGAGGCUUUUCAGUCUUCUUUCCCAGUCUAUUUACUGCAAUAGCGAAUGAUGAAACUGGGAUACAAGAAAAGUUGAGGAAAGAAGUGAGAGAAAAAUGUGGGUCGUCAGACUCACCUCUGAGUUUCGACUCGGUGAAAGAGAUGGAACUCGUUCAGUCAUUCGUAUACGAAACUCUCCGACUCAACCCGCCUGUUCCUCUUCAAUACGGGAGAGCAAGGAGAGAUUUCAAACUGAGUUCACAUGACUCAGUGUACGAGAUCAAGAAAGGUGAGUUGCUUUGUGGGUAUCAACCAUUGGUGAUGAGAGACCCAGAGGUAUUUGAUGAUCCUGAAACGUUUGUGGCUGAUAGGUUUACGAAAGAGAAGGGUAAAGAGUUACUGAGUUAUCUGUUCUGGUCGAAUGGGCCGCAGACUGGGUCACCCACUGAGUCAAACAAGCAGUGUGUGGCUAAAGACUACGUGACUCUCACUGCGUCUUUGUUUGUGGCUUAUUUGUUUCAGAGACACUUGUCAACGAACGAACCAUCUAGUAACAAUCGUUCUUUCGCAAGCCAUGUCAUUAUGCUCAAUCUGUCCGAGGAGAAGCCAAGGGAGAGGAGCUUGGGCCCUAGGGUCUAUGCCCUCUAA